This is a messenger RNA of Conger conger (European conger), 4676 nucleotides long. RefSeq names its product chordin (gene chrd). Gene Ontology annotation, biological process: multicellular organism development. The coding region runs from base 323 to 3181 and encodes 952 amino acids. The record is from RefSeq and is a predicted model, not a curated record. Gene Ontology annotation, molecular function: protein binding. NCBI's taxonomy places the organism in Eukaryota, Metazoa, Chordata, Actinopteri, Anguilliformes, Congridae. The transcript is spliced from 21 exons.
GGACAGCCACAUCCUCUUAACUGCUGCCUUCUAUUUAUUUGUUCUGUCCUAUGGUGAUUUUUUUUAUUUGAGUCUGCAAGCGUUAUGCUUUAAGUUCUGUAGGCUGUGUUUUCACAAUAAUCGCUACAAUUUAGAUAACUGUUGGGUUCGCUGUGAGGGACAACUUCUAUCGACUUGUAUUUAUUUUGAGCUGUAUUUAGUGAGAUUUUGGUGCAUGGAGUGCUGAGAAAAAACUCCGUUCUUCGUAGACAGAGCCAGUAGCGCUCUAAAAGAAGGGGAAAAGACCUCCACACAGGGGCCGGGAACACCGGGACGCUUCGGGAUGCUGCGAUUCGCAGGGAUGGAGAUCCUCCGUGAAACCAUAGUGGUGUUGGGUGUGAUGAGCUGCGUCGGGCUGCAUUUUGGACUGGCCUCGCGAAUGAAGUCUCCAUCAUUGCCCAUCCAAUCGGAGAGGGAGCCCCUACCUUCCAAAGGACUGUCAGGCUGCUCAUUUGGAGGAAGGUUCUACUCGCUGGAGUACACGUGGCACCCGGACCUGGGGGAGCCGUUCGGGGUCAUGCACUGUGUCCAGUGUCACUGCGAGCCGCAUAGGAACAGGCGGGGUAAAGUGUUUGGGAAGGUGAGCUGUAAGAACAUCAAACAGGACUGUCCUGAGCCCGGCUGUGAGGAUCCGGUCCUUCUCCCUGGGCACUGCUGCAAAACCUGUCCUAAAGGUGAGCUGGACAGGAAACAGGUGGAUUCUGUGUUUGAUGGUUUCGAGUACUUCCAGGAGAAGGUUGACGACCUGCACAAGUCGUACAACGAUCGCUCGUACCUGAGCUCCGAGGACAUUUCGCCGAGUGAGAGCAGGACCGAUUUUGUAGCUCUGCUGACGGGAGUGUCAGACUCAUGGCUGCCCAGCUCUAGCGGUGUGGCCAGAGCCCGCUUCUCCCUGUCCCAGACCAGCCUGGUCUUCUCCAUCACUUUCCAAAGGAUGGCACGGCCCAGUCGGAUUCUGUUCCUGGAUGCGGAUGGUAACACUGCAUUUGAGCACAGGGUUCUGAGGGGGGAGUCAUCGGAGUCCAACAUGAUCUGUGGGGUGUGGAAGAACCUGCCCAAGGCUCAGGUGCGCCUCCUGCAGGCUGAACAAAUGCAGGUCUCCAUGGCGACGGCGGGGAGCAGACGGGAGGAGGUCCAGGGCAAGAUAAUCAAACACAGAGCACUGUUUGCAGAAACCUUCAGCUCAACCCUCACCUCUGAAGAGGAGCAUUCUGGGAUGGGUGGGAUCGCCAUGUUGACGCUGAGUGACACUGAGAACAACCUGCACUUCAUUCUCAUGCUCAAGGGGCUUCUGCAGCACACAGACAAAGAACGCCCCCUAGUGCCUAUCCGUGUGCAACUGCAGUACCGCCAGCACGUCCUGAGGGAAAUCCAAGCUAACGUCACCGUGCAUGACCCCGACUUUGCGGAGGUGCUGACCGACCUCAACAGCCGUGAGCUCUUCUGGCUUUCCCGGGGCCAGCUGGAGAUCGCCGUGGAGACCGAGGGGCGGGACCCGCGCCGUAUCUCAGGGUUCAUCACCGGCAGGAAGUCAUGUGACACCAUCCAGAGUGUGAUGUCCAGCGGCGAUGCCCUGACCCCCAGCAAAACGGGCGGAGUCGGCUCGGCGGUAUUCCAUCUCCAUGACAACGGCACUCUGGACUAUCAGGUGCAGAUAGCGGGCGUGUCGAGCGAGGUGGUGGGCCUGACCGUGGAGAUGAAGCCGCGGAGGCGCAGUAAGCGCAGCGUCCUGUACGACCUGAGCUCGGAGUACGCCGGCGGGCGGGCGGCGGGGAGCUGGAGCCGCAUGGAGGCCCGUCACAUCCACAUGCUGCUGCAGAACGAGCUGUUCAUCAACGUCGCUACCGCCGACCACCAGGAGGGGGAGCUGCGCGGCCAGAUCCGCGCCCUGCUGUACAGCGGCCUGGACGCCCGCCGGCACGUUGUGCCGGUGCCUCUGGCGGGGCAGUACGUGUACCCCCCUGUGAGGACAGGAGCCGGGGGCCACGCCUGGGUGACGAUCGACGAGCGCUGUCACCUGCACUACGAGAUCGUGGUGGCGGGGCUGAGCAAGACUGACGACAUCACCGUCAACGCCCACCUGCACGGGCUGGCUGAGAUCGGGGAGCUGGACGACAACACCCACAAGAGACUGCUCACAGGCUUCUACGGCUCUCAGGCCCAGGGGGUGCUGAAGGACAUGAGCAUGGAGCUGCUGCGUCACUUGGACAAAGGCACGGCCUUCAUCCAGGUCAGCACCAAGCUCAACCCCAGAGGAGAGAUCCGUGGACGGGUGCACGUGCCGAAUAAUUGUGAGUUUGGGAGCAGGGCGCAGACGGACGAGGGGGAGCCUGACGACGGUGUCUCCGUGCGGGACCCCGAGGAGCUGAAGAAGGACCCCCACACCUGCUUCUUCGAGGGGCAGCACCAGGCCCACGGCUCCCACUGGACCCCGCACUACAACAACUGCUUCAGCUGCAGCUGCCAGAAGCGAACGGUGAUCUGUGACCCCAUCAUCUGCCCGGUGCUCACCUGCACCCGCACCAUUCAGCCUGAGGAUAAGUGCUGCCCUCUGUGUGACGAGAGAAAGGAACCAAAGGAUGUGAAAGCUCUGGAGAAAAUCGAGGAACAUCCAGAAGGUUGCUACUUUGAAGGGGACCAGAAGAUGCACGCCCCUGGGACCACCUGGCACCCCUUUGUCCCCCCGUUUGGGUACAUAAAGUGCGCUGUCUGCACCUGCAAGGGCGCCACCGGAGAGGUCCACUGUGAGAAGGUGACCUGCCCGCACCUCCCCUGCGCCAAACCCGUGCGCCGCAGCCCGUCCGACUGCUGCAAGGAAUGCCCCGAGGAGGAACGUCGUCUGCUGGACCACGCGGACAUGAUGCAGGCCGACGGGACCCCCCUCUGCAAGUUCGGGAAGAACUACUACCAGAACACGCACAACUGGCACCCCCACGUGCCCCUCUUCGGAGAGAUGAAGUGCAUUACCUGCUGGUGCGAUCAUGGCGUGACCAAGUGCCAGAGGAAGACGUGCCCGGUGCUGACCUGCAGCCACAUUGUCCGCAGGGAGGGCAAAUGCUGCCCGGAGUGCAGUGACGAGCUUUCGAAGGAGGAGGAGGACCUGAUUAAGGUUCAGGAAAAUAAGAAGACCUGGAGACCUUGAGAUGCCACGACUUAUGACUCUACGUCGCCCUCCUCAGGACCGUCUCAGAACUGCACACUGGCCUCGUCCCCAUGCCGUCAGCCUAUGGAUUGCAAUUUAAAAAGUGACCAAGACAGAGAGUGAAUGAUAGUGAAAGAGCACAGCGUUGAUGACAGAAGGACUCCCUAAAGGAGAGACAGCACUGUGAGAUGUGCUAUGGACAUGGACUACUUGAACCAUGUAGGAGACCAAAGGAUUUGGACAAUACCUGCAGCAUUUAUUUUACUUUCUUUAAUUUUUUUUACUGUUUGAAGUUUGCGCUCCAAUCACUUUGACAGCGGGUGUCUGUGCCACCUGAUGGCUUCUUCACUGUCCUAUUCCCAGACCAUAUUGAACUCUACUGGUAAACAAACAGACAGACACACACACACACACACACACACAGCUUCAUUCAAGCUGCAGCACCAUAUUACUCUCAUUUCCUUUGCUCAGCUCCGCCCACCCAUUCCAGACUCCGCCCCUCCCAGUCUGUUGUCCAGCUGCAGUGGACAGCACAGAGACCCCAGGGGAGAUAGGCGGAGUCCUGUUUCACAUAUCUUCUGUUCAGUGUUUCUUCUGUAAGGGAGCAACAACCGCAGUUCUGGCUUAUGGCUUGCAAUUCAUCAGGUGAUUCAAUGAGCCCCUAAUUUCCAUAUAUGUAGUUUUUGCACCUUAUAAUGACAGAGAAGACUCUCUCCCCCACACACACACACAUGCACACAAACGCACACACACACACACACACACACCUAUAACUCUCUCCCCUCGCAGAGAGAGGAUUUCGGCAGGAUCAGAGUCAGUCUGACACAAGGGCUUGCUGGGGGAGGGUUGAGAUGCUGUGCUGCAACUUUACUGAAGCGCCAAUGUACAUAACAACGAAAGAACCAGAGACCUGUGACCACAAGAGAGAGAGCUGGAAAGACAGACAUAGAAAGAGUUAGAGGAAGGAGAGUGGAAGCAGAACGGAGCUCUUUGAAAACCACUUGGAGUUUUCAGGCAUGUGGGCUGGUGGGUAGUUUACUGUAAGAGUAAAACAUGGAGGAGGGGGAGGAGUGUAUUCUUUGUAGUCUGUGUGGUUUUGUUUGAUGUUGUUGUGCAGCAUAGUUUUCAGAUACAGCCAGUCCUGUUAAACCUCUCCUUCACUCUGCCUGUACCAAAGCGCAGAGCUCCAGACCAAAGUAUCUCUGAGCAGGGGGUCACGGAAUGAAAGUUUUCUGUCGAUUACGCCAUGCUGGAAGUGAGUUUAUAUAACCUGUAGGUUAAAGGGAAGGUUCAUUUGUGUGUGCAUGUGCGUGUGUUUGUGUGUUUGCUUUAGUAGUGGUGCCCUCACCUGCAGCACCAUCACCAGGUCCUAUACAGUAUCAGGCCACAGGCGGCCCUCUCAGACUGAAUGCCUCCAACCAGUCCAUCCUCCUGCACCUGCUGCUCCUGUGUUUGUCAGCAGCGUUGGCUAUCUGUUCUCAGCUAAUUAUGAUAU